GCAGUAUCAGGUAGUAUGUUCACGGUAUACCAGAGUUCGGAGUUCCCGAGUACAGGAUAAUACUUGGUAUUGAUUUUUAGUUGACGCGGUAUUUGUCAUUGAAUAAUUCGUUACGCGUUUGUUUGGGUUUUUUCAUUAUUUAUCGAACAACCCAAAAUGAUCCGCUUCAUUCUAAUACAAAACAGAGCAGGAAAAACGAGACUAGCCAAAUGGUAUAUGAACUUUGACGAUGACGAGAAACAAAAGCUUAUCGAAGAAGUGCACGCAGUUGUAACGGUCAGAGAUGCCAAACACACAAAUUUCGUAGAAUUCAGAAACUUCAAAAUAAUUUAUCGGAGGUACGCCGGUCUAUAUUUUUGCAUCUGCGUGGACGUGGGCGAUAACAAUCUGUGUUAUCUGGAGGCCAUACACAAUUUUGUCGAAGUCCUCAACGAAUAUUUCCACAACGUCUGUGAACUAGAUCUGGUGUUCAACUUCUACAAGGUAUACACCGUGGUAGAUGAAAUGUUUUUAGCCGGCGAGAUUCGGGAAACGAGUCAAACCAAAGUCUUAAAACAACUGCUUAUGUUGAGUUCAUUAGAAUAAGUUAUUAUGAUAUUAUAUCUACAAGCAAAUAUUUUACUUUCUUUACCAAUACACUAAUUACUAUUUAUAAUUUAUUACUCUAUACCAUAAUGUAUUCUUUUUUUUAUAUAUUAUUUAUAUACAUACAUAUAUACAUAAUAAUAUAAUGCUAUUUACGAGUAACGUGUAAUUAUAAUGAUUUAAAUAAAUUACACCCAAUUUAUUUUCAUCCCGACCUUUUUUAUGUGUGAUAAGAGAUAAUAUGAUAUUAUCCUUAAUUUUAUCCGCCCCCCUAAGAUAGCAGAUCUGCAAAUAUCGAAUAUUACAACUAUAGGACUAUGAAAUACAUUGUUAUAGUGUUAAACUGUUAAUGCAUUUUGUUAUAAAAUAAAAUGGAUAGCUACAAAUUGUUGAAGUUUGGUGUACUUUUUACUGUUGGUGUUAUCAAAUUAAGUAUUUGGAUAAUUUAUAUAAAAUAACUUACAUCAGUUGAGGUAAAUUGUAGCUUAUCGUUUAAAUCUCUUCCACAAUACUUGAAAUAUUCUUUCAUGUGUUUAGCAACAACUUCUUCUUCAAGACAUAAACUUUCUUGCUCAGCGUUCAGAAACCUAGUUAGAUUUUGAACAUUGAAUGUGUCGUCAGCUGAACAAUACAUUGAAAAACAUUCAUUGAAAAUCUAAUAAAAUGCCAACAGACAAGCUUAUUAUAGAGAGUGACAAACUCAUCAAAAUUAAGCUCAUUACGCUUCCUGGUAUCGACUUCUUGAAACAAUUCUCGUAGUUUACUGGUUGAAAUUUUGCAAUGAACACGAGGAAAAAAAGAUUUUACAUCUUUCAAUGUCACUCUAUAAAAUAUAUGUAAUUGUAAUUAUUUUAUUUUAGCUUAAACAGCAUUUUUAAUGAUUAUAUUAUAAAAACAUUUUAUUAAAAUAAAACAUUUUGUUUAAAUUGAUUGA
Messenger RNA from Metopolophium dirhodum (rose-grain aphid), 1519 nucleotides. RefSeq names its product AP-2 complex subunit sigma (gene AP-2sigma). NCBI's taxonomy places the organism in Eukaryota, Metazoa, Arthropoda, Insecta, Hemiptera, Aphididae. Gene Ontology annotation, cellular component: AP-2 adaptor complex; intracellular membrane-bounded organelle; membrane coat. Gene Ontology annotation, molecular function: clathrin-cargo adaptor activity. The transcript has 2 exons. The record is from RefSeq and is a predicted model, not a curated record. Gene Ontology annotation, biological process: clathrin-dependent endocytosis; intracellular protein transport. Bases 157 to 585 code for a protein of 142 amino acids.